Cladocopium goreaui is the source of this 1271-nucleotide messenger RNA. NCBI's taxonomy places the organism in Eukaryota, Dinophyceae, Suessiales, Symbiodiniaceae. The record is from the annotation of a GenBank genome assembly.
GGCUCAAGUAGCAGUAGUUCACCAUCACUGGGCGGCUGUGGCAUUUCUGAAGACAUGCAGCCCGCCAAACGUCCUCGCACAGAGAUGGGAGGGUAUUGCAUCAGCCCACGGCAAGCUGCAGACAUGCAAAAGAACGGCCCGGGGUACUUGAAAAUGCUGGUGAGCAAUGUGACAGCUGGGAUCCUUAUCGGAAAAGGCGGGCAGUCACUGAAGGAAUUGGAAGCGGCCACGGGGUGCAAUGUGAAACUCUCCUCGGCGAACCAUUUCUACCCUGGGAGUGGUCAUCGAGUGGUGUGUGCGGCAGGGAAAGAGGAAGCAGUCGAAUCGGUCAUUGCCACCGUCGUUGAGGCCACUUUGGAGGCCGAGCGACAUGUGGCGCAGAAGGAGCAGCGUGAGGUGGACGAUAGGGUGACGCUGCAAAUCGCUUUGCCAUUCUCUGCAUGCGGCUUGGUGAUUGGAAAAGGCGGAUCAGUACAGAAGGAGAUUGUAGACAAGACAGGUAUCGCAGUGAAGAUUACGCCAAAGGGUGAAAAUGUCGUGCCGAACGAGCGCGUUGCGUCUCUGGUUGGUAACAGCCGUGCGGUGCUGGCCGCUGGGGUGGAAGUCUUCCGCCUGUCCUUAGGCGACGCCUCCUUGGCUCGUCACCUGGAGACGCCUUCGGGCAGCUCCAUGAUGGGCGGCGGCAUGGGCGGCGGCAUGGGCGGCGGCAUGGGCGGCGGCAUGGGCGGCGGCAUGGGCAACGGCAGCAUGGGCGGUGGCAUGGGCGGAGCCGAACAGUGGCAGAGCUCAACCCGGUGGGACCAGAGGAAUGACUGGACUGCAACACCUCCUCCGACAGCUGCUCCCAUGGCAGCUUACAAGGGAGCUGGCAAGGGCGGCAUGCCAGGAGGAGGAGUGUCAACGAUGUCAACCUCCACCUGUCAAAUCUAUUUUGAAGUCACUGAAAUGGAAGCUGCUCACAUUAUUGGAAAGGGCGGCAAUUUCUUGCAGUCAGUUUGCGUAGAGACAGGCGCAAAAGUGGUGCUCUCCAAAAGAGGUGAGCAGAUCCCUGGAGUCUCCGCUCGACUUGUGACGGUCACAGGGCCGGUGCAGAGCGUGCACCGAGCGCACAUUAGAGUGCUGGAGCGUGCGGCUGAAAUGACGCUGAAUGCAUAGCUCUUUGGUCGAUAUAUCUCUUGCAAUCUGCAAGGGAGGGAAUGGUGAAGCGAGGAGAAUGUGAUGAAAAGACCUGAUUGGAAUUGAUUGGAUAAGGUAUCCCAUAGUGACUGAAG